CAACCCGCGAGACUUUGGUGGGCGUGGACUCAGAGGCGAGGAAGGGCUUCCUGCUCGGCUGAACACGUGGUUCCGUGUCUGCCUCCCCGCUCGUCUGUCAGAGUGUGAAGGUUUCCAGCCCUUCUCUCACUCCUCUCCUCUCUUUAUCCUCCUCCACUCACCACAGCAGACCUUCUCCUCUCUUCACUCCGUCCCACUCGCACCUCCACACCUCCACCUCCUCGCGACACUUUCCUUCUUCUUCUUUGCGACGGAUCCCGGGACUGCCGACAGCCAGGCCGCGGUCACUUCAACGUGUAUCCGCUCAGAGAGACAGAGAGAGAGAGAGAGAGAGUGAGGGAGGGAGGGAGUGUGUAUGUAUGUGUGUGUGUGUGUGUGUGUGUGUGAGUGUGUGUGCGUGUGCGCGCACCCGCCCGCAACCGGUCCAUCCGUGUUAUUUCUCCCGCUAUCCCGCCUCGUUGUACGGUCAUGACGCUGGAAGCGAUCCGCUACCGGGCCGGGUCUCUGCAGAUCCUCAACCAGCUGCUGCUGCCACACCAGACCGUGUACGAUGAGAUCCGCUCGGUUCAGGACGCUUACGAGGCCAUCAAGUCCAUGAAGGUGCGAGGCGCCCCUGCCAUCGCCAUCGUCGGCUGCCUCAGCCUGGCCGUGGAGUUGCGGGCAGGCGCCGGGGGCGAUGACCCUGUGACCUUCAUCAGGGAGUCUCUGUGUCACCUGACCUCAGCCCGGCCCACCGCCGUCAACAUGGGCCGAGCCGCCCGCGAGCUGAUGGAGUUUGCUGAGAACGAGAGCAUGGAGAAGAACUCGGAGCAGCUCAGAGAAAGUGUAAUUGCCUGGAUCGAAGACAUGCUGGAGCGUGACGUCAAUGACAACAGGAAGAUUGGUAACUAUGGCGCCCAGCACAUCCUGUCUGGCGUCCCGCGGGACUCUGUGACCAUUCUCACACACUGCAACACCGGCUCGCUGGCCACAGCUGGAUACGGGACCGCACUCGGUGUGGUGCGAAGCCUCCACGCACUGGGCAGGCUGAAGCGCGUGUACUGCACGGAGACGAGGCCGUACAACCAGGGAUCCAGACUGACAGCGUAUGAGGCCGUAGCAGAGGGAAUCCCUGCUACACUUAUUACAGACAGCAUGGCCGCCCUCACCAUGAGAGAAAUGGACAUCACAGCUGUGGUGGUGGGUGCGGACAGGGUGGUUGCCAACGGUGAUACAGCCAACAAGGUGGGCACGUAUCAGCUGGCCAUCGCCGCAAAGCACCAUGGGAUUCCCUUCUAUGUGGCUGCACCCAGCACGUCGUGCGACCUGAGCCUGGAGAGCGGCAGGGACAUCAUCAUUGAAGUGCGCCCCCCUGAGGAACUCACCAGUAUAAAUGGCGUCCCCAUUGCUGCCCCAGGUAUCGAGGUGUGGAACCCAGCGUUCGACGUAACCCCUCACCAGCUUAUCACGGGAGGCAUCAUCACAGAGCUGGGGGUCUUCCUCCCCUCCGAGCUCCAGGCGGCCCUCACCGGCCGCCUCACUGCCCUCUAGAGCUCACUCAGCCACGUCUGCUGGUCCGUGUGCGCCACUGCACCUUAACGUCACACACUCAAAGACACUCAUCUCAUUACAGAACACAUAGUUGUGGUUGAAUUUACUUUUGAUCCACGCACAGUCACUGUUACAUGUCAGUGGUGCACACAGAAGAAGGCCUGUUCUUCAGUCUUUCACUCACCCUCACACAAAAAGUCACUGGUGGGAGUCAAGCAGACACACGUGUGCAGUCUCCCUCCUCUUUUUACGUCCCUCAUCGUUUUUCUGUGGUCUUCCGAUUCCGCCUUUUCCCCAAGUUUUCCAUUCCGUCUUUCAUUCUCUCUUGCCGCCUCUUUCUCUCUCUAAAUGGCUUCAGACAAGGAAUAGGGCUCAGCUGGACUCAAUCCCAUAAAUUCUAUUUGGCGAAACAAUUUCUAUGAGUCGUCACUGAGGUAAUCAUUCAGGGCAAACCAAAAAAAAAACCCUCCACAAAUUCUAAGUGGCAUAACUGAUUUUCUUUUUAAUUUCAAGUAGUGGUUUCUAUCAGCCAUUUCUAUAAUGCUGCUACCCACUUGUAAAUAACCAUAUCCUUGCUGGUAGUGUGUACAUAUGUAGAAAACUAACCCCUGCUAGUAAAAGGUACUGCUAUUUUAACCAAAUGUGUGGUUAUUAAAAAUUAAUGUUGACAUCGAAAAUGUUAUAUUAACAUUUAAUUUCUUUGAUUCUGUGUAGAAACCUUUUGUAGAGGAAUAAUCCAAAUUUAUAUCUCAUGGAUUUUCACAACGCAAAAUUUUUAGUGUUAUAAUAAAUUGCAUUUCACUCUCACUUUUUACCCUGUGCGGCCAAAUUUUGAACAAGUGGAAUCUCUUGAUCGGUCCUCGUUAGUCAGCUGAAGCCUAUGAAAAUAUACGGCUGUAUUUAUACCUCAUUCCUAGUUUGCAUCUUGCUAUUCCCAGUUGUACUGUAUCAUACCACAUGUGUAUUCUCAUAAUGUACUUAUAUAUAUGUAACCAUACUUAUUCCAGCACCAUACAAAUAUUCACCUUACUGCACUGGACGCUCUGUAAGAAUGAAAAAUCUUUAAAAAAAAAAAAAAAGAAGAAGAAGAAAAAAGGGAAAUUGUGUCACUUUGCCAUCGCAGCUUUUGCUGUGAGCUCAGAGGUCGGUCAUGACGUUGUGUUUCUGUAAUACAGGCAUCACAAUUAAAGGCAUAGUUCACCCCAAAAUGAAGGUUUGGUCAUCUGCUCACUUGCAUGUCAGUGGAGACUUAACUAUGUUUGUGCAACCACGAAAUACGCAAGUAGCUUCUUCUUGUUCAGUCACUCUUACGCCAAACAAGUUUUGAAUACAUUUUGAAUAACAGUAAUUAUCCUUUACAUUAUCUUAUAAAUUAAUAUCAUAUUUCGUAAAGUUUGCCACUGAAGGGUGUGUUGAACUAGAGCAGAAUAAGAACAAUACAAGAGAAGCUGAAUAUGCAAAAAUCAAUAUUUUUAUAUCAAUAAGGAAAACAGACUACACGUAAUGUGAAAGUUGCUGCUCAAAGCAUCACAUUUAUCACUCAGCUCUUCAGUUUCAGCCUUACAGAGCCUUUUUGUAACUUUACUGUUUUGAUGUACUUUCACUACUCUCAUCGUUCUCUUUUUGUAGGCAUAAAACUCAGCUUUUUUCAGUGAAAAAGCUAUGGUACUCCCACUGUGCACUACCUGCUGAGCGUCAGACUGCACACAGACACAAUUCGCGACGAGCUUGUGGAGCAUUUAGUCGCUAAAGAGCCAGAUAUUUCCCUCAGGAGCUGGAGGAGACCAAAAGAGAGCAGAUAGAGAGUAAAUGUUGGACUAAAAUCUGUUAUGUUGACCCAAACAUGACUCCAAGUUAACGAUUCUUUAGCUCUGUGCCCCCUAGAUGUGUAGACAAUCAACUGUGGAACAACUUUUGUAAGGUGGUAAUAAGUCAGUGUUGUGUUUACAGCUAUUUGCGCUGCCGUCAGGGGAGCCAAAAGUAUAAACUGCUGCAGGUUUAAUGAUCCGCAGUGUUGAUAUGAAGUGGCCGUUUGAGUGUUUAGGGAAACAAAGCAGUUUAUUUUAUUUCACUUGAUUUUCCCGUUAAUCCGAAGUCUGAGGCAUUCACACAAAAAAAUGGAUGUGAGCAGUAGCUGACUUUCUGUCUUUAUUUUGGGGUCAACUUUUUCUUUAAGAUUGCAGGGUCAUUUCCACACUACAGUAUCUGUCUGCAGAAAGCUCUGCAACACAAACUAUCAGAAUGUAAAACUCAACGCAGAUCAACUUGCUUUUGUUUGGAGCUGUGGUCAGGACAGACUUCAGACACUCAGUCACUGGAGUGUGUCUCCUCUGGAACCAGAACAGGAUUGUAGAGCAGACAUUUUUGCAUUCAGUUUUCAGAAGCUGAGGAUACAGGAUGGGGAAAAAAAACAACUUCAUUUUGGAGACUAUCUGAUUCAUCUAGUUGUGAAACAAUUAGUCAGUUAAAUUUAAAAGAAGCAAUCAGUAACUACUUUGAUAACAUAUUAACGGUUUACAACAUUUCUAAGCAAAGAUGGCAAACAUUUAUUGCUCGCAGUUUCAAAAAUGUCAAUAUUUUCUAUUCUCCGUUUCAUAUGUAAAUAUCUUUGGGGUUUGGACUGUUGAUCAGACCAAAUUGGAAGGGGUCACCUUGAGCUCUGGGAAACAGUGAACAUUCUUUGCUGUUUUCUGAUCAAAUAUCCCCAAAAAGACUGAAAGUGAAUCGAUAAUGAAAAUAAUAAUUGAAGGUGCAAUUUGUAAGAAUUGGCCAUCUGUUGAAUUCAUAUUCCAAACAAAUAGGGGGCAGCAUAUCAGACCAGCUGCUAACUUUAGCUAACAUUAGUUAGUAAGUUCAGUUAACUGCAGCUAGCAUAGCUGGUUAGCAUGCUAACAAUACUAUAAACUAUACUAUAUUUGUGCAACACGAAAUCUUUGGCCUACGUCAGUUCUGGUGUAUCUUCACAUUCUGACUUUUAAAACCUGACACUGACUUAGUAUUUACACAUGAUCAGUACACUGUAAUUGAUUGCUUACAUGCAGAUUGAAGUCAUGUUGAAUAUCCAAAGCCACUCUCAGGUUGUUGUUUUUUUUGUGUGUGUGAAAGGUGUGUUGCUGAGUUUCUGCAGUUCUGUCACCUGGCCAGUGAUCCAACAAUGUGUUUGUUGUUUUAAGCGGCACCAUAGAAAAGUCCCAGAUAGUGUCAAGCUGAAUGGGACACACCCUCUCGCUGUACUGAAUGUCUCGGGGCCCACACUGCUCACUGCCUUACAGGUGCAGCACCAAUACAGCUCACUGAUCAUAACCAGAGAGACAGCAGCUUGGUCCAUCCUUCACCCUGGUUUAUAUCGUGCUGCCAGACCGUCACCUUGUCAAGCUAACAGGAGAAAAUCUAAAAAAAAAAAGCUAAUGAUUAUCAGAAACCAGGAAAACCAGGACUUUUUGUGUCUGAAUGUCUCCGUCAGCUUGAUGAGACGAAGGUGUGGCCACACGAUAUACUACUCUACCGUCUUAACACCCCUUCUGACCUCGCACAAUCCCCUUAUGGACUUUAUCAUUCAGUUAAUUUCGUUAAUAAAUAAACAAUUAUACUCAGGACCACUCAGUGGUCUGGAGAAAACAUAAUUUAAAAACAAAAGCUUAAUAUCCAUAACAAUGAUAAUUGCAGUAUCCAUAGUGUCCAUAUUUUGCUGUAAUAUAAGCUCACUUCUUUCUUCACUCACAUCUUCCUCCUCUUCUCUUGUCCUUCCUUCACCCAUCAAACCUCAACUCACAAAGAUGCUGGUAGGUCACACACGAGCUUAAAAGACACUUGUGUAUUUGAAUUUUCUUUCUUUUUGUUUUGUACAGUUCAAGACACGUGUUUGGGGGCAAAUUUAGACAGUGUUCCAGACAUAUGUAGCAAUUUCGUGGCCGUCAGACCCGCCACGUAUUAUUUCUUUCUAAAUCUUUAAGAGGUACGAGAUUUUUGUUUGUCCGUACAUCAUGGUUAUAGCUGUUUGGCUGUGGUUUGUUGUUUUUAUUUCAUGGCAUUGUGAUUCCUAGUGACUAGGCCAUUAGUACACCACACUGGGGAGGCCUCCUCAACCAUACACACUACCUCUCCGUCUGCUUACACGGACCCGAACACUAGAUUGCAUGAACACAAGCACUCAACGUGCUACGGUGCAGCAGAGCAGAUUGACAGUUUGCAGGAAUAUAAAUCUGGACUAAAAUUCUCCACACCUCAAUGAUGUUUGUAGCUUGAACCCAUAGUGACAAAUCAUUUGUGGCGGUGCUUUUUGUUUGCCAAAGUAGCCUCGAUUCAGGCAAGUGUUUUAUGUUGGGCUGCAGAUGAAUUGUUUCUGCGUCACACUGUUUUGUUUUGUUUUUUUACACCAUGCUUCUGAAGCAGCAGCAAUGUAGUAUUGUGUUUAAAAAUGUUUUCCACCAACCUCGCCUCAAGGCUGCCCAACACACGCCGAAUA
Messenger RNA from Acanthopagrus latus (yellowfin seabream), 5995 nucleotides. RefSeq names its product methylthioribose-1-phosphate isomerase 1 (gene mri1). NCBI's taxonomy places the organism in Eukaryota, Metazoa, Chordata, Actinopteri, Spariformes, Sparidae. Gene Ontology annotation, molecular function: S-methyl-5-thioribose-1-phosphate isomerase activity. The transcript is spliced from 7 exons. The record is from RefSeq and is a predicted model, not a curated record. Bases 469 to 1530 code for a protein of 353 amino acids.